GUUCAAUGAUAGAGCCAAAUCCAGAGACUUUGACAGGGUCUUGCUUACUUUCGUGCACCACUUUCAAUAUUUUUGCUCCCAUUAACAAAAUACUCGAUCAACAGAAUCAAGGCCUUCGUGAGAGCGAGUUCAGAGCAUUCUGGGUGGCCAGGAACCAGAGGAUUUUGGAUUGGUUGCUCUAUGAAUCUUCUGCAAUUAUAUGUCUCCAGGAGUUUUGGGUUGGAAAUGAAGAAUUUGUGAAUAUGUACCUGGAGAGGCUUGGGGAUGCAGGCUAUAGUGCCUUCAAGCUUGCGCGAACGAACAACCGUGGAGAUGGUUUGCUCACUGCUGUGCGAAGAGACUGCUUUAGGGUUCUAAACUAUCGAGAGUUGCACUUUAAUGAUUUUGGAGACCGUGUUGCUCAGUUGUUACAUGUUCAGUUAGCUGCCCCCUUUUCACAAAACCAGAAAGGCAAUGUUCAGCAAGAAAUGCUAAUUAUGAAUACGCACUUGUUAUUUCCUCACGAUUCCAGUCUCUCAAUAGUAAGAUUGCAUCAGGUUUACAAAAUUUUGCAAUUUGUGAAAUCUUAUCAGAAUGAAAACAAACUAAACCCCAUGCCCAUCAUACUCUGUGGUGACUGGAAUGGAAGUAAGCGUGGCCAUGUGUACAAAUUCCUUAGAUCUCAGGGGUUUGUAUCAACAUAUGAUACUGCUCAUCAAUAUACUGAUGCAGAUGCUCACAAGUGGGUUAGCCACCGCAAUCAUAGAGGAAACAUCUGUGGUGUCGACUUCAUUUGGCUUUGUAAUCCCAAUAAGUCACGUAAACCACUAAAGACUAGUUGGUGUGAAGCUGUUUUUGGUAUAUUAAGGCGGCAGCUCCGAAAAGCUUCAAUGGCUGAAAAUGAUGCAUUUGCCUUUUUGAAGGGUGAUAGCCAUGGUGAUUUUAUUACAUCCUCAGCUUUCUUUGAAGCACUCCAUCAGGUUAAUUUAAUUGGUCAACCUUCGGGACUGGGUUUCCAGGAGACAAGGGAUCUCUGGAUCCAAGCAGAUGUUGAUGCAAACGGUGUUCUUGAUUAUGAAGAAUUUAAGAAUAGGAUCUGGAUAUCUACAGUGUCAGAGGAAAAGGAAAACCUUAAUGGAAGUAGAGAGGAGUCCAUACGAGGCACAGAGGACGCCCUUGGAUUCAACGUGAAGAACGCAGUUCUGUACCCCCGUGAGGCAGAAAAGGGAAUAUGGCCUGAAGAUUAUACUCUUUCUGAUCAUGCCCGACUCUCCGUUGUACUCUCACCAGAAAGGAUGUGGUGUUCUCAGUCAUAAACCAUACUUAAAAUUGUUGAUAAACAUAUAGUAGAGCAGAGAGGAAAAUUGCAUAUCUGUAGGGAAUGUGUAUAGCCAACAGAGAAACGUCCCUUCUGGGCUACUUGUGUUUGUGAAUUCAAUUUUCUGGAAGUAUGGCCUGGGAAAGAGAGAAAAUAGCAAUUUAGAUUUGGGAAUUUUCUGUAUGAUAGUCUUCAUUCUCGCAACUGUGUCUUGCCAGCCUUAGCCAAAUUUUUCAGGCAAGGAGCUGGAACAUGUGUGCUGCUGUCAGCUGUAACGUGUUAUGAUUACCAGAAACAACUGGAUUUUUGAAAUCCUAA
Prunus dulcis (almond) is the source of this 1615-nucleotide messenger RNA. RefSeq lists its product as uncharacterized. The record is from RefSeq and is a predicted model, not a curated record. Gene Ontology annotation, molecular function: 3'-5'-RNA exonuclease activity. Lineage: Eukaryota; Viridiplantae; Streptophyta; Magnoliopsida; Rosales; Rosaceae. The coding region runs from base 6 to 1295 and encodes 429 amino acids. The transcript is spliced from 10 exons.